AUGCCUGUCAUCGAGGAUCCAUCAGAUCCAACCAGCUGCUCUGUGGCAGAGAAGGAGGAAUUUGCACACUUCAAGCAGGAAAUAUAUCAAAAGGUUUUAAAGAAAGUGUUCCAAAACUUGAAGCAACGUUCGCAACAUGGUGAAGCUCACUGUUGUGCGGAUGGCUUAAACCAGGUCCUUCACCUGGGAAUUCUCAUUGAAUCACAGGAUGCAGAGGAACCAGCAUAUUUCUGUGGCUGCCGGGCUGCAUCAGCUCAUCAUCCAUGUCCUAAAUGCCUUGUCGCUCAAUCAGAUCUGCAUAACAUCUUGGGUAAUUUUGAGCUACGUACACCGCAGUCCAUGCGAGCAGUACUUACAGAAGCCUCGAAGGCAAAAACCAUGGCCGCGAAGGAGAAAAUUCUCAAGGAUAAUGGUAUGCACAACAUUGAGCACUUCCUUUGGGAUUUUCGAUUUUCUGAUCCCUACAAGGCAUAUUCAUAUGAUACCCUACACUCAGACGACUUGGGAAAAUGGGGAAAACAUUUGUGGCCACUGUUGCUUGACGUUCUGGAGGAACAUAACGGGCAGGCAUUCUAUGACAUUCUCAAGCAAGCCUUGUCCGUCUACCAGAAAUGCUGUGCUGCCGUCGAGCGGGAAUAUGGCAAGAGCUUUAACUUUCUAAAGCAACAUGCUUGCAGUCACGUACCUCAAGACAUACGCGAGAAGGGAACAGUUGACAACUUCUCAACUUGUUACAGUGAAGGAUUUCAGCAAGAAGCGGCACAGUCUUUUGGCCAGACAAAUAUGAAGGAAGCAGAGCAUCAGAUGUGUAUCAUCGAUGAGAAACAGGAGGCCAUUGCUCGGAUAUGCAUGGCCAUAGAUAACGACAAAAAGGCACGUCUGAACCUUGAGUUGGCAGAGGACAUCAACGAAAGAGAAGUGUUGGAUUUGGAGUCAGAAAGCUCUACAACCUGGCGGUUUGGAUCACCAGAGGGAAAGAAGAUGAACCUUCAUGUUGUGGCUGUCAACCUUGCCAAUGACAACCACCGAUAUCGUUCUCUCGAUGAAAGAUUGCGAGAUUUCAUCGCCUUUAACAUGCCCAAGGAAGCAGUUCAGAUGCAAUUUGAAGAUGACAUCUACGUACAAAGGUAUAAAUGUGUCAUACUCAAGUAUCAGUCAGUGGAAGAUUGGACUGAAGGAACAGAUAUCAUGCAUUGCAACCCAGAUUUCCACGGACGCCAUUGCUUUGAUUGUGUUAUCAUUCAUGAUGAUGCACCAAAACUCAGCGUUGCUCGACUCUGUGAUCUGUUUUGUUGUUCGCUUCCAUCUGGGAAGACACUGGAUUUAGCCCUUGUUCACCAUUUCUCUUGCAGUCAGUGGAAGCCGAGGACGGUGUGGGAUGGAUGCAGAGUGCUCUAUGAGGAGCCAGACACCACCUUGGUUCGUAUGGAUUACCUAGUUCGUGGUGCUCUUGUCUGUCCAGUGAGCGAGCAAGCAGAUGAAAAGUUCUAUUAUUUUAUUGACUGCAUUGAGCCUGAUAUCUUUCUCUGA
Messenger RNA from Laccaria bicolor S238N-H82, 1530 nucleotides. RefSeq lists its product as uncharacterized. The transcript has 8 exons. The record is from RefSeq and is a predicted model, not a curated record. Lineage: Eukaryota; Fungi; Basidiomycota; Agaricomycetes; Agaricales; Hydnangiaceae. Bases 1 to 1530 code for a protein of 509 amino acids.